AUGAUGCGGCGCAUCAAGCGUGAGGCGGCACUGCUGCAGGCUGUGAGCAGCGACAAUGCUGCUGAGGUGUCUCUGGCCAUGGGCAUUCCGGAGGCUGGCGGAACAGCAAGCGAAGAUGUGGCAAAGGAGCAACAGGAGUUACUGGCGCUGAAGGUGAAGCCCACCUUCAACGAUCCCAAGGAUGCCAGCGCCUUCUUUCACUCCAUCGCCAGUUACGGUAUGGAGUUUGGGCUGAACGAAAACAUUACGCAGCUGGCACGGCGCAAUGACAAGACCCAGGCCUUUCAGCUACUCCUCACGCUGGAGAAGCAGCUGGGCCUUGCACCUCCCAGGGACCUAGAUUUGGAAGCUGCCUUGCUAGCGGCAGUGGCGAAGAACCAAGGGGAGGAGAUCAAAAAACUCCUGCAGUCGGAAGCAGGACAGGCCGUUUUGCAGUUGCAAGUGAAAGAAACGUUCAAUGACCCGGCGGAGCUGACGGCGUUUUACCACUCCGUGGCCACCUUUGGACUGAAGUUCCAGCUGGGCGACAGCCUGUAUGACCUCGCGGUCCGCAACGAGCGCCCUGCUGCUGCCCAAAGCCUCGCGAGCACCACUGAAACGCCCGCAGCCGUGGAAGCACCGCUCGAGGUGCUGGUGAUGAACACGCUGAACGGCCAAGAGCUGUGUCGGGUGAGCGCCAGUAACACCUGGACGAUCCUUCAGCUGGCGCAAGAUGUGGCUUCCAAGGUACCAACACCUGGUUGUCGCGUGUUUCUGCUGGGCGGCGCAGCCUUGACGACCGGCACCGCCUUGGGCGAUUUGCUGGAGAAAGAGGGCGCGCCCAGCUUGGAACUAUCGAGUUUGGUGCGCAGCAAUGUUGAGGGCAUCUACUCGGCCAAGGUCCAACCCGAUGAUGAGAUGGACGGCCCCCUGCUGGGUGGACCUGGAGGGCGCCUUGCAGGGGGCCUUGCAGGGCGGCGCCUACGGCGACGGCCCAGAGACAUGCAGCUGGAGUUGAAGAUGGAUGGAAACGCCAUCUUCGAAUUCUCAGAGAGGCCGAUCGAUCGCGGCCAUUGUGCACCACCUUCUGGUGGAUAUUUGCUCAGUGGCACGGGGAUGUGGAGCUUUGAAGGGCCAGGCGUUAAGGUUCGGAUAACUGAUGCCCAAACUGGGCACUUUAUGCGCUGCAUUCCUUCCCUGGACCGAACCAGCGACAUGACUCCCUUUUCCCUGACCUUUUCCAUGGUGAAGGAGGAUCAGAUGGACUUGGUGGAAUUUGCUGACGAGAAGGCCGCGGAUGGCUUCAGUCGCCGUCCUCGUUGCCCGCUGGGCACGGCCUUUCUGAAACAACCCGAGGGCGAAAGGGGGCGGCUGGUGAAUUUUCGGUGA
Molecule: messenger RNA, 1368 nt
Organism: Cladocopium goreaui
Lineage: Eukaryota; Dinophyceae; Suessiales; Symbiodiniaceae
Source: the annotation of a GenBank genome assembly